This is a messenger RNA of Pelodiscus sinensis (Chinese soft-shelled turtle), 1381 nucleotides long. It is a transcript of the gene ACY3, whose product is annotated as aminoacylase 3. Gene Ontology annotation, cellular component: cytosol. Lineage: Eukaryota; Metazoa; Chordata; Testudines; Trionychidae. Gene Ontology annotation, molecular function: aminoacylase activity; hydrolase activity, acting on ester bonds. The record is from RefSeq and is a predicted model, not a curated record.
CCCAGAGCAGCUUCUCGCACCUGGGUGCCCCAAGAGAGAGGGUUAUUGGGGGCCUUGACUGGCAGUGGACAGGAUCAGCGCGGGGGUCUUUAUCAACAACCUGAGAGGAGCAGAGCCGCAGCGGGAAUGGCAGCCCCUCGCCGUCUCAAGCCCCUGCACCACGUGGCGGUGAGCGGGGGCACCCACGGCAACGAGAUGUCGGGCGUCUACCUGGUCAAGCACUGGCUGCGGACCGGCAGCUUUGCCGCCACCCCUUUCCUGAGCAACCUGCGUGCCGUUGAGAAGUGUGUGCGCUACGUGGGGCGGGACCUGAACCGCACCUUCACCGCCGAGUUCCUCAGCUCCGCGGAGACAGAGGAUGAGCCCUACGAGGUGGGCCGGGCCCGUGAGAUCAACCAGACCUAUGGCCCCAAGGGCUCUGCCCAGGCCUUUGACUUCAUGUUUGACCUGCACAACACCACGGCCAACAUGGGCACCUGCCUCAUCAUGGACUCCGAGGAGAGCCUGCUGCCCAUGCACAUGUGCCACUACAUCCAGACUCACUACACACAGAGCUCCUGCCCCAUCUACCUCUACAAAUUGCCAGGCGAGGAGAGUUACUCCAUCGACUCUGUGGCCAAGACCGGGCUAGCACUGGAACUGGGACCGCAGCCUCAGGGAGUGUUGAAAGCCAACCUGUUCGCUGAGAUGAGAGCCCUCAUGGCCUGCGCACUGGACUUCAUCGAACUCUUUAACACCGGUACAGUGUUCCCGGCCUUUAAGACUGAAGCCUACAAGAUCACUGGGCGCGUGGACUAUCCCCGCUACCCCGACGGGGAGAUCUCAGCCAUGGUGCACCCCAAGCUGCAGGAUAAGGAUUUCUUCCCCUUGAAUCCCGAGGACCCGAUCUUCCAGCCCUUCAGCGGGGAGGAGAUCCUGUACGAGGGCGACUCCACCAUCUACCCGGCCUUCAUCAACGAGGCCGCCUACUAUGAGAAGAAGGUGGCCUUUGUCAAGAUGGAGAAGCGCACGUUCUCCAUCCCCGGCCUGCAGCGAGAAUGAGCCCGGGGCUAGGCAGGCCAUGGGCCGAGCGGGAAUAAACAGAGAUGGAACGGAUCAGAGCGCGUGUGCCAUGCGGGAUGGGCGUUACCAGGAAGGCAUCGCCCUUGUGCUGCGAUGGACAGGCGGGGCUGGGCAUUGAGGCAGGGCCAAAGGUGGGGGUGGGAGGCGUCAUUAGCCCCCUCGGGUGUCUCACAGCCAAGCCCAGAACUGGGCGAUGAUGGAGGCCAGUUUCAGCCUGCUAGGGGGAAGCAGAAGAGGCUGAGGGUGGCGUGGGAUGUCUCUGUCGCAAGGAGGAGGACUUAGCUUCCAGCUCCCCCCGGUAGCGAGAUCUAGGCUUUUG